Molecule: messenger RNA, 393 nt
Organism: Meyerozyma guilliermondii ATCC 6260
Lineage: Eukaryota; Fungi; Ascomycota; Pichiomycetes; Serinales; Debaryomycetaceae
Gene: RPS22A
Product: 40S ribosomal protein uS8
Exons: 1
Coding region: 1-393 (130 amino acids)
Biological process (GO): translation
Cellular component (GO): ribosome; cytosolic small ribosomal subunit
Molecular function (GO): structural constituent of ribosome
Source: RefSeq, a predicted model, not a curated record
AUGACCAGAACUUCCGUGUUAGCAGAUGCUUUGAACGCCAUUAACAACGCCGAAAAGACCGGUAAGCGUCAAGUCUUGAUCAGACCAUCCUCCAAGGUCAUCAUCAAAUUUUUGAGUGUGAUGCAAAAGCACGGUUACAUCGGUGAGUUCGAAUACAUCGACGACCACAGAUCCGGAAAGAUUGUCGUUCAACUUACCGGUAGAUUGAACAAGUGUGGUGUCAUUUCCCCAAGAUUCAACGUCAAAAUCGGAGAUAUCGAGAGAUGGACCGACAACUUGUUGCCUGCUAGACAGUUCGGUUUGGUUAUUUUGACCACUUCUGCUGGUAUUAUGGACCACGAAGAAGCCAGAAGAAAGCACGUUUCCGGUAAGAUCUUGGGUUUCGUUUACUAG